AAAAUAGUUUGUUUCUCCCGUGUAGAACAUAGCAAAACUUGUGAUCAUUAGAGCAGUAACUCUUUCAGCUAUCAGAGCUGAUCACCCUCGAACAGUUCAAAACAGUACGAAAAGUUAUGAGACAAUACAGACCGUUUUAUCGGAAGCGAACGUUGGAUUAUAGUGAUAAAUAUCGCAAUCUCGCAAAGUUUUGUGCUGAUGUGGAACAUUUCUUGGAAGAGUAUGAGAAUAUCGUUGAGCAGCGACUUUUAUAUCGACGUGACUUCAAGCGGCAUCUGAGAGAGGUUGAAACCAAUUUGAGUUUGCUGCUUUCUAAGUUCCGACAAAUCAAACGUGAAGAGUGUCACAAUCAGUUUUUCAAAGAGUUAUUUUGUUGUGGGAAACUUUUUGAAAAUUGUGAUGAGUUGAGGGAACACUACUUUGCUUUUCACAAUGCACCAAGGUUGGUGCAUCCGAAUAUUGUUGAAUUGAAAUCAGGUCGCGCGAAGCUGGAGCAUUUUCGCAAUCGUCUCGAAGAAUACUUGAACUACGGUACCGAGUGCACCGCUGCCUUAGUGAUCAACCUGCAGAAACUUUUAGCAAGUGUAAGCCGCACACUGUACAUCGAUAGUACCACGAAGAAUGAGGCUUCCUACGAAUCGGAUACACGAAUCUAUCGUUGGAGGGUUCUCACUAAGCCGGACGGUUGGGAAUUGAACUUUAUCCAUAACUUAUUAUCGAAAAAGAUUUAUGUAUAAAUUAAGAUAGAUGAAUGAAUAUAAGAUUAUUAUUCUAGAUUAUUA
Molecule: messenger RNA, 782 nt
Organism: Toxorhynchites rutilus septentrionalis
Lineage: Eukaryota; Metazoa; Arthropoda; Insecta; Diptera; Culicidae
Exons: 4
Coding region: 117-737 (206 amino acids)
Source: RefSeq, a predicted model, not a curated record